AUGACAGAAAUAGCCGAUAAUAAUUCAUCAUCACCAACAACACCACAUAUAACACUUUCACAUGAUGGUUCAACUCAAGACAUUUAUGUUUCAUCCACGGCUGCUGCUGCAACCUCAUCGCCAAAACGGAGAUCUUUAAAUAACAGCGUGUCAGUAACGCAAUUAAAAAAACAAUUGUUGGAACAAUUUAACGAACAAGCCGAUCAAAUACAAAUGACGGCCGAGUUAGGUGCUGCACUUGUAAAACAACAGGCUGAAUUGGAACAACGAAUUAAUGAGUUGAAUCAGACUGAAGGUGACGAGGUACCUUUAGAGUUGAAAAAUAAAUUGGAUGAACUUGAGCGUGAAGCAAAGAAUUUAGAUGCAAAUACUGCAAAAGUUUUCUUGGGCGCUAAAGGAUCAUCUCAAAAUGAUACACCUGCCGUAACAGCAUCCUCGCGUAGACGCGAUAUGUCAAGACAAAAAGGCAGAACAAAAGAUAUCGAAUUUGCCACUGAGAUAGGUCAAGGUUUAUUGGUGGAGGUCAGACGUUUACAAGCAUUGUUACAAGAAAAAGAGGAGAGGAUAAAGGAACUUGAAACUGAUAAAAGUGAAUUAGAAAGAAAUAUUGAAUUACUUAAUAAACAACUUCGUGCCAAAGAAGAAAAUGAAGAACAAUAUAAAGAAGAAAAUUGGAACCUUGAAUUGUCAAGACAAGAUUUAAAUUCUCAAGUAAUUGAACUUCAAAGUCAAUUCACAAAAUCACAUAGCGACUAUCAAAAAUUGGAAAGAGCGUUAGCUAUUGCUACUGAUGUAAUAGAACAACUCAAAGAUAAAGAAGAAGUAUUAACGAACAAUUUUGAAACUUUGAAAAAUCGCCAUGAUCAAGAUAUGGCCAAUAACCGUAGACAUAUCAGCGCUGUCAAUCGUGAAAAAAAUGAUAUGAGUAAAACCAUCGAGGAAUUAAAAAGUAAAUUAGAUAAUUUGAUGGUUGCAAGAAGCCUACGUAAUAAACGUAAUCCAGAUCAAAAAAAUAGCAUUCAUAAAUCAUUAAUGGGUAAAAAUUUAAAUAUCGAACUCGAGACUUUGAAAGCUCUUAAUAUCUCUAACCGUAUGGUCGGUAAUCUCAGAGCAAACUUGCAAAAAGAAAAAAGUGAAAAAUAUGAACUUAAAAAAUUAUUGGCCGAAAGUCAAGAAUUAAUUGAAAUGAUGAGAUAUGAAACUGAAUUUCAUGAUCCUACCUCCAUCAAUUCCGGCAUGUUCAAAAAUCGUCGUUCAAGCAGUCGUUUCAAGCGUUCAUCAUCUGCGAGUAAUAGAUCUGUUCGUAACCAUGAAACUUUGAUGGAAGAAGGUUUUGGUGACAAUGGUGUAGUCAAUGGUGUUUACGGUGCUGAUGAUGACCAAUCAAUGAUUUUUCCCAAUGGUGCUAAUGGUGAAAUGGGCUAUGAUGAUAUCAAUAAAAAUAACCGUCCUUCGUCUGAUAUGUUUAGACCUCAUGGUUGGAAAUCUGGUGUUAAGAGCAGAGGUUCAGUAAGAAGUUCCAUAAUGUCAAGUAGAAUUGAUGAGGACAUAGUUCCUGGGGAGUCAGAUGAAGAAUAUGAUACUAAAGAUGGCGAGGUUGCUGCUGCUAGAGCUGAAGCAUUAAAUAAUUUGACAAAAUCUGAUGAACAAUUUACAACUUCUCAAUCAUCCCGAUCAUCCCGAUCAUCCAGAUUUUCCAGAAUUUCUCGUCAAAUAUUAUCAGAAGAACCCGAUUCAAUUGUUGAAAUACUUUCAAACGAAUCUCAAUCAAUUCGUGACUCAAACAGUAGAGAUUCAAUUGUUCGCAAACGUAUAAGUGAAUAUGAUGAUAUUUCAAAACAAAUAAUUGAUUCUGUUGAUAAAGAAGGCAAUCCGAAAUUAUAUCUUGAUGAUGAUAACGAUGACGUUUCAUCAGUAGAUUCGUUUGCUUCCGCCAACGAACCCGAUGACAUUGAGUUUGGUUCUAAAAGAGCUUCUACCAAUUCCAGACGAGAAUCUAAAAAAUUCUCAAAACGUGAAUCAAGUAUUUCGCCAUUAUUAAAUAAAAAACAUUCAAUCAUCAUUCCUGAAGAAGCAUUGCCACCGUUACCAAAGAAAGUAUUCAGGGAUAUUUCAGUACAAACAGAUAAAGUAAUCGAACCUGUUCCAACCAUAUCAACAUCAUCUAAAACUGACUCGAUGUGUACCUUCAACACAGGAAAAUUCACAUUUGGUGAACGUGAUACUAUGGCUUAUGAAAAUUCAAAGAGUGACGUGUCGAGUAUUCGUCAAUCAAAUCAAUUAAAUGAUAAUACUAGUAACAAUAGUCGUACUAAUAGUAUUAAUAGUAUGAUCGGUAAUAAUAAUGAUAAAAAUCGAUUUACAUUGGAUUUAAGUUCCCCAGCAAACAAAUCACAAAAUAACAAUAAUCAACCAAAACGUCCAUUAACUGUAAGUUUUGGGCAACAAGCGGGAUCUCCUCAAUUACCAAAUCAUCCAUUGCAAGAUUCAGACAAUUCCAAGCAAAACGAUUCAAAUUCUAAUAACAACAAUAAUGUAAAUGAUCCAAAUACUUUACAUCAACGAUCGCCAAGUUCUGACUCUAUAUCAACAGUUAGCACUACAUCAACUUCAUCUGACCAAAAACGUAGAUCCGAUGCCUCCUAUAUGGAUACAAAUGGAACUAGUCCGAUUGUUGGUCCCACACCAGGAACAGAUCCGACAAUCAUUCAUGCUAUAACUCAAACUAUGAUCGGUGAAUAUCUAUGGAAGUACACUAGACGUAAUUUUGGUGCUGGUAUAUCAGAAAAAAGACAUAAAAGAUUCUUCUGGGUACAUCCUUAUACAAAAACAUUAUAUUGGAGUAGUAAGGAUCCUGGAAACAAUGAACCAAUUGAUCCCAAAAUUAAAAGUGGAAUGUCUUAUUUUGCAUAUAUUGAGUCUGUUAGACAAGUAGUAGAUCAUAACCCAUCACCUCCAGGUUUACAUCAUAUGAGUUUAAUUAUUAAAACUCCAGAACGUGAAUUAAAAUUCACAGCUCAAUCAAAAGAAAGACAUGAAUAUUGGUUCCAGGCGUUAAAUUACUUAUUACAAAGGCCUGAAGAUUCGAUGCAAAAUGAAGCAUGGGAUGGUCAAUCAGAUGCAAGAAAUCUCAAUAUUAAUAAUUCGAACCAGAAUGGCGACAAUAAUAUUAGAGAAAUAAAGAAAAAAUCUAGUUUUAGUAAACUUCAAUCAAUAUUUAGAAGAGACGGUACAGGAACAGGAGCAGCAGCAUAUUCACAAUGUUGUGAUGGAAAACAUGAUAUUGGUAAAUUAGAACAUCAUAAACAUUUUUAA
Molecule: messenger RNA, 3315 nt
Organism: Entrophospora sp. SA101
Lineage: Eukaryota; Fungi; Glomeromycota; Glomeromycetes; Entrophosporales; Entrophosporaceae
Source: the annotation of a GenBank genome assembly